This is a messenger RNA of Lactuca virosa, 264 nucleotides long. The record is from the annotation of a GenBank genome assembly. Lineage: Eukaryota; Viridiplantae; Streptophyta; Magnoliopsida; Asterales; Asteraceae.
AUGCAUAUCGGGUGUUUCCUCAAGAAGUUUUUGAUCAAGAUGCAUGGUUCUGCAUGGAAAAUGGAGGAUUCAAAGACAAACGGCCAAAAGAGCAAGAAACGCACGGCAGCCGUCACAACCCUGAGGAACCGAUUCCGUCGCCCAUCUGAGAAAAAUCGACGACUCUCUUCUUUUCCACGCACUCUCGUUUCUUAUUUCUCAAAUCGAUCCUCCGCCGUCCUUCCUCCCAAUCUCACCGGAUCCUCCCUCAUUGGACGGUUUUGA